AUGUCUGCUGUCGCUGCACCCGUGGCGAGCACGUCGGCUGCCACCAUCGAGGCAAAGAAGCGCAAACGCAAGCGCACCCACAAGAAGAGCGCCGCCGCUUCGACAACCGACUCGAACGCUCCCGCUCCCGCCACGCCCGCUCAGCCGGCAGAAGAGGACGUCGAGCCGUUGAUUGAGCCCGAGUUUGAGCCUGCGGCGGAGGAGGAGGACGCUGGAAAGAAGGGCAAGGGCGCAAAGAAGCGCAAGGACGACGGACGAGGCGAUGCGGGUCCCGCGUUCGAGGUCGAGCACGAGGGGCAGGCGGACGGGACACAGUCAGGCGACGCAGCAUCAGAUGCGCUUGCGCUCAUGACCGGAGCGAAGGUGGCGCCCGAGCCCAAGUCGCGGGCAUUCUCGUCGCUCGACUUGAGCGAGGGAACGAGGAAGGCGAUCGAGGGCAUGGGGUUCAAGGAGAUGACCGAGGUGCAGGCGAGGACUAUCCCGCCUCUGCUUGCGGGCAAGGACGUCCUCGGUGCGGCAAAGACGGGCUCGGGAAAGACGCUCGCCUUCCUCAUCCCCGCCAUCGAGAUGCUCCACCGGCUCAAGUUCAAGCCGCGGAACGGAACGGGCGCCAUCGUCGUCACCCCAACCCGCGAGCUCGCCCUUCAGAUCUUCGGUGUUGCCAAAGAGCUAUGCGAGCACCAUAAUCAGACUUUCGCCAUUGUCAUGGGCGGUGCGAACCGCAAGGCCGAGGCGGAGAAGCUCGCGAAGGGCGUCAACCUGCUCAUUGCGACGCCUGGACGAUUGCUUGAUCACCUGCAGAACACGAAGGGCUUCGUCUUCAGCAACCUCCGCGCGCUCAUCAUCGACGAGGCGGACCGCAUCCUCGAGAUUGGGUUCGAGGACGAGAUGAGGCAGAUUGUCGCGCUCCUGCCUAAAGAGAACCGCCAGUCAAUGCUCUUCUCCGCCACCCAGACGACCAAGGUUACCGACCUCGCUCGUGUCUCCCUCCGCCCCGGCCCGCUCUACAUCAACGUCGACACGAAGAGCGAGACCUCGACCGCGAACAACCUCGAGCAAGGCUACGUCGUGUGCGACUCGGACAAGCGGUUCCUCCUCCUCUUUACCUUCCUCCGCAAGAACCUCAAGAAGAAGGUCAUUGUGUUCUUCUCGAGCUGCAAGAGCGUGCAGUACCAUGGAGAACUGCUCAACUACAUUGACGUGCCCGUCCUCGACCUCCACGGCAAGCAAAAGCAACAAAAGCGCACCAACACCUUCUUCGAGUUCUGCAACGCCCCCACCGGCAUCCUCCUCUGCACCGACGUCGCCGCUCGCGGCCUCGACAUCCCCAAAGUCGACUGGAUCAUCCAGUUCGACCCGCCCGACGACCCUCGCGACUACAUCCACCGCGUCGGACGCACUGCGCGCGCGGGCAAGCAGGGGAAGAGCUUGUUGUUCCUCUUGCCGAGCGAGUUGGGAUUCCUCAGGUUCUUGAAGGUCGCCAAGGUCCCGCUCAACGAGUACAGCUUCCCGAACGACAAGAUUGCCAACGUGCAGGGUCAGCUCGAGAAGCUCAUCGCCAAGAACUACUACCUCCACCAAUCCGCGCGCGACGGUUUCCGCGCCUAUAUCCAAUCCUACGCCUCGUACUCUCUCAAAACCAUCUUUGACGUGACCCAACUCGACCUCGCGAAAGUCGCCAAAGCGUUCGGCUUCUCGACUCCGCCGGCGGUCAACAUCAAUGUUGGACGGAGCGCGAAGGGGAAGAAGAGGAAGGAUCAUCCGAAGGCUGGGGAGUCGAGUGAGGAGGAGAAUGAGAGUGAGGAGGAGGACGAGAAUGAGCGCGAGAGGAGGGCGAAGAUGGCGCGUCGCGGGGGGAGCAACCAGGCGAAGCGUCGCGAGGUCGAGGGGAAGAAGGCUGAGAAGGAUUUUUAUCGUGAGCCGGGGAGGGAGAAGCUGAAGAACGCAGGGGGGACGCAGUGGAGUCGGUAG
Molecule: messenger RNA, 1971 nt
Organism: Rhodotorula toruloides NP11
Lineage: Eukaryota; Fungi; Basidiomycota; Microbotryomycetes; Sporidiobolales; Sporidiobolaceae
Product: ATP-dependent rna helicase has1
Exons: 6
Coding region: 1-1971 (656 amino acids)
Biological process (GO): maturation of LSU-rRNA from tricistronic rRNA transcript (SSU-rRNA, 5.8S rRNA, LSU-rRNA)
Cellular component (GO): nucleolus
Molecular function (GO): ATP binding; nucleic acid binding; RNA helicase activity
Source: RefSeq, a predicted model, not a curated record